Messenger RNA from Heteronotia binoei (common prickly gecko), 2939 nucleotides. It is a transcript of the gene CCDC39, whose product is annotated as coiled-coil domain containing 39. Gene Ontology annotation, cellular component: axoneme. Gene Ontology annotation, biological process: cilium movement; inner dynein arm assembly; cilium-dependent cell motility. The coding region runs from base 6 to 2696 and encodes 896 amino acids. The transcript is spliced from 19 exons. The record is from RefSeq and is a predicted model, not a curated record. NCBI's taxonomy places the organism in Eukaryota, Metazoa, Chordata, Lepidosauria, Squamata, Gekkonidae.
AGAGUAUGGAAAAAGAAAAGGCCAGCUUGGAAAAUCAAGCGGCUGAAUUUGAAGAACGUAUCACAGCGAUGACAGCGCACUUGAAAAACGUCAAGCAGGAGUUUAAUUUGACCCAGUCUCUUCUCAGAGCCAGAAAGAAUGAAAUUGAAACCGAACUGCAUUUUAAAGCCAUUGCUGAGAGAGAACUGGGGCGCCUGAAGAGUGAGAUUCAAAGGCUGGAGAAUGAGACGGUUUCGUUGAGGGAGAAGAAAAUUAGUCAAGAAAACAAUGUCUUCAAAUUGACUCAGAAGCUGGAAGCCCUAAGAUGCCAAAUGAACUGGGACCAACAGGCACUGGAGGCUUGGUUAGAAGAAUCCGCUCGUAAAGACAAUGAUACCUUGGUGAUCCAGAAAUAUGCCCAGGAAGACGAUGGCAAAUUAAGAGCACUGACUAUGAAGAUUGAGUUGCUGACCGUAGACUGUAAUCAUAGGCGCAAACUUCUUGACAAUGAGCUGACAGAAACCCUUGCUGCUCAGAUCGAGUUGGACAAGGCAGCUGAAGAUUUCCGUCGGGUUCAUCACGAGAGACAAGAGCUUAUCAGACAGUGGGAGAACACCAUAGAGCAAAUGCAGAAAAGAGAUCAAGAAAUAGACCAGUGUGGCUUGCUGUUAGCCCAGGCCAGGCGAGCGAUAAGAGCCAAGGAGAGUGUGCUUAAAGACAAGAUCCAGUUUCUGGCAAACGAGAGUGGCAACAACAUGGAGUAUGAGAAGAGGAUUGGCAUAGCCGAUCGGCAGGCUGCCAAAUUGCGGAUAGAGUACCAAAAAGAGGAGGCUAAUCGGAAUCAGCUGCAGGAUGAGCUGGAUACGCUGAAAGCCACUGUGGAUGGGACUGCUUCUGAACUAGAACAGAUGAGAGCCUCGGUAGCUAACCUGAAGAAGGAAAUGCAGGAGAAAACUUUCAGGCUAAACUUCAUGAAGGACCACAAUGAGAGCCUUUCCAAGAAGCUGAAAUCGGUGGGGGACCAGGCAUUGACGUUGGAAGAGAAAGCGGCCAGGAUGGAAGAGAUGCUGAGAGAAAAGGAGAGAACCAACAAGGAGAAAGAAACACUGGCACAGCAGUUGCGAGAGACACACUUCAAGAAAACCAAGGAGUUACAGGAACUGAAGGAAAGAGAGAAGGGUCUCAUAGCUGAAAUCAACGGACGUCGGGGACUGAUGAAAAACCUCAACAUCCGGUUAGGCCGGCUGGAUGGAGAGUCUCUCAGGCAACAAGAAAUCAUGUAUAUUCAGGAUUUUUAUAUUCAGCAAGUGGAGCGCAGGCUGUCACGCUUAAAGGGGGAGCUUAACACAGACGAGAGGCAAAUUUUAGAAGCAAAACUCGAGGAACUGACAAAGAUUUCGGAUGAGAAGAAGCAAGCGUGCAACAUUUUGCAAGCCCAGCAGAAGAAACUUCAGAGUGAUAUUCACUUUCUCAAGUUGGCCAUGAAUAAGACUGGAGACGAAAUGGCUGGUCUGAAUACUAGACUGGAUGAACUGAACCUUUUCACUGACAAAUCAGAGAAGCUGCUAAAAAAAGCCAGAGCAGAAAAGCAGGAUUUGAUGAUCGAAGACAACCUCCUGAAGCUGGAACUGAAGCGGGUCAGAAAUACCCUGUAUGACAAGGCGGGGAAGGUCCUGUCUCUCGAGAAACGCAAGCAGCAGUUAAAAACAGCAAUGGAAGAAAGGACGGCGGAGAUCAAAGUCCACAAGGCGAUGCUUGAGAGCCAGAUCAGAAUUGCCGAGCAGGAGCGUCAGACGAUGAGCACCGAGUUUCACGAGCGAUUAAGCAAAAUCGACAAGCUGAAGAGCAGGUAUGAGAUCAUCACCAUCGUCAUGAUGCCCCCAGAAGGAGAAGAGGAGAAGACUCAGAUCUAUUACGUCAUCAAGGCUGCUCAAGAAAAGGAGGAUUUGCAGCGCGAAGGGGACGCUUUGGAUGCCAAGAUCCAGCAAGCUGAAAAAGAAUGCGCUGCCCUGAAGAACACCCUGCAUGUGGUCAAUAAUUGCAACAGCAACUACCGAAACUCAUUAAAGAAAGUCACAGAGAACAGUGAAGAGUAUGAAGAAAAGCUGCAGCUGGAAAAAGAGAAAAGAGCAGCAGAUGAGAAAUACAGAUACAAACGAAGGCAGAUCAAGGAGCUCCAGGAAGACAUCCAGACCAUGCAAAAUACUCUGGAUAACCUUUUAAAAGAGGAAGCUCUCUGCAAAGAACAAUCCAAGGAGAAAAAUGAACUCAUUUUACAGCUGACCAAAGAAAUAGAAUACCAGAAGCCUAAACUAGAACGAGUCGUGAAGCAGGUUUCCCGAUUAUCCAGAGACCUCCGCUCGCUAAAGAAUACAGAGUCAGAAACACUGGAAGAACAUGACAUCAGUUUUCGUGAGCUGAAAGAUUUCAACAGGUCCAUUGAUAAAAUGCUGCUUGAUAUUGCAGACUCAGAUUCAGAGAUAGGCGCAGUCUUACGGACGUAUUUUGAACAGGCUGACUUAUUGUUUCCUACUGUUCCUUGCCGUCUUAGUUCUCGGUCAUCGUCCUCGAGCAUCUCCUCGAAGAGUUCCGCCUCAUCUUCUAGUCAACAGCACCUUAAAGUUGUCUCCUUGACUUUACCCUCCGCUUCUGAGAUUGUUUCGCGCCCUUCGACCCGAAGCAGCUCCGGCACCUCUCACAGCAGGACCUCCAAGUAGUGCUCAGGGCUGCAUCGUAAGGAAUGUGUUAUAUCGUUUUGAGCGAUUAGGAGUUAGUGCGUAUGCUUUACUUAGAAAAGUUUCCAUUAAACUGUAGUGCAUUUUAUCUCCACAGGUUAAGUAGGUGAAAGUUACUGUUAGGUUAUAUUGAGCAAACUUACUAAAAGUUCAAUAAAACUCUUUAAGUGAGAAAGCUGAGAAGCUAAAUUACUGCAGCUGCAGAAUAAAGCAAAUUUUAGACUG